Messenger RNA from Theileria orientalis strain Shintoku, 3135 nucleotides. RefSeq lists its product as hypothetical. Bases 1 to 3135 code for a protein of 1044 amino acids. Lineage: Eukaryota; Apicomplexa; Aconoidasida; Piroplasmida; Theileriidae. The transcript is spliced from 4 exons. The record is from RefSeq and is a predicted model, not a curated record.
AUGGAGCUCCAAAACAUUUUUUUCUGCUUACUCGAAUCUUAUGCUCUAGUUUAUCUCGGUUCCAAACUAGUUUAUUCAUACAGGUUCAACUCCCAUGCUUCCAAAACAAAGCUUCAGAAGAACUCUUCUGGGAGGCUGCCUUUCCAGUUUCUCGAUUUUCAGGGGUAUGGUUCUCCCACUUUCGCUCAAAUUGGCGCCUUUUUCACUCCAACUCCCACUAUCGAUCGUCUCGGCAAUGACAUUUACUCCUUUUUGCAAUCAUCCCCCUCCUCCAUGGGCGUUGACCACGAUAUUGUUAAGCUUUCUGACAAAUCGAUUAAAUUUCGUGCGUUUCCACCUUCCUCAUUUUUUUCAGGUGUCUCUGGCUUCGUUGAUGGUCUCGUUGACGGCAAGCCUCUCACCAUUCUCGUUGGAACUACUUAUGGCAAUCGAUUCGACAUUCUUCUUGAAAAGGUCGUUUCUGCUAGUGACAACCGAUUUUCCUUCCCUCUUCCCAGGGGCAAGUUUUACAUUAAGACUGAGGGCAGUGGUUACUUCAUUCCCGGCGUCAAAAGGGUCAUUCUUCCCUGCAAGUCUGAUAAGUGCAAAUUUGUAAACGACGCUUUCACUGACUCCAUCGGGGUUCAGCUUGCUCCUGAUGACGGCUCUAUUUACACUUAUAAUUGGAAACUUCAAAACAGUUCUCAAUUCGGCAUAGAAUCCAUCAACAAGAUUCCUCAGGACGAAUCUUCUCUUCUCUCUCCUCAGUCUACUGUCUUAUCACAUGUCGACGCCUCGGACGCUGCUGCCAAGCUAAAACUUCUGUUUGGUGUUGAGCUUCACGGGAUUUGGGGGUCUGAAUAUGCCAACAGGCUCUUGAGCGUUUUUCUCAAGUUCGAUUUUCUAAAGCGAAUUGACUCUGAGGGGCUAAAGAACCAGAAAUGGGUACUCACUGAUGAGACCCUUUUUCCUCAGGACAUUGAAAUUACUAGGAACGAGCCCACUGGUGAUGACGACGGCAAGAAUCACAACGUCGUUGAGGACUCUCAGUAUGAGCAGAUCGUCAAAAUUUCCAGGGAAGCUUUCAAGUUUGCUACUAAGAUUGCCAUUGACAAGAAGCGAAACGGCUUCUACUUUUCCAGGCGGCUCUACAAGUCCGUCAUCAGGGCUCUCUGCUUACACAGUCCUAACAACAUGCGCAGGCUCUUCAGAAAUGUGCACAACGUCGAGAUUUUGGAGCCUAACGAGAUCGAGCACAUGAUUCGUGAAAACCGUUCCUUCACUCACUAUCCUAGCGGACACUAUCAGAGCUGGCUAAAGCAUCCUGAGGAGCUCAUUGAGGUCCUCACUAGCUGGAUGGAGUAUCCUUCCGGUCUCCACAAGGUAAAGGGGCUCAAGUACUUUUUGAGGCGUCAGGAUGGCAUGGUGAAUCCUGAGGAGCCCACUGCUCCUGCUAUUGCUUAUCCCAGGGGGCCUGACUCUGACUCUUACAUUGAGUUCAUGGAGUCUGGUUUCCACAACUACUUUGACGUUUCUCAACUGAUUUUACACGAAAUUGGCCAUUUUAUAAACGUGAACACUGUUCCUGAGGAUUUGAAGCAGCAAUGGAGUGACAUUGGUGGCUGGUUCAGGGAUCCCAGCGACCCUGACGGGUGGAGCACUCACAAACAGACUGAGUUCGUUUCUGCUUACGCUCACCAGAAGAACCCUGGUGAGGACUUCGCCUCCAGCUUGGCUGACUACGUUCUCAACCCUAGGCUGCUCAGGUCUCGUUCGACUGACAAAUACAACUUCAUUAAGGACAACAUAAUGGGCGGUGUGCACUAUUUGGUCAAGGCGGCUCACGAGUUCAAGGUUCUCAAUCUCGGCAACGCUGACUACUUUUAUCCUGGCAGGCUAACUGAAAUUGACAUUGCUGUCAACGGCGCUGUGAACGAGCCCAAGAGGGUCAAAAUGACCUUCAAGUUGCUCGAGUACAAGGACAAGGGUCCUGAGGAAAACACCUGUGCCAAGACCAUCAGGUUCAGGCUUUUUUCUGAGAUAGGCACCUUUGAGGACAUUGUGAUAAGGGCUAGAAACGGCUGUUCUCGCGUUUUACAAGGUGAAUUCACCAUUAACCAGAUGAAGAAGAGGGGUGUGUGGACUACUGAUCAGAUUAUCAUCACUGACGACAAGGGUCUUCAGCGAUUCGUUAGCAGUGCUGACUUUGGACUCAGGGUCUGGAUAAACAAUGGCUCCGAAGACUUCCAGGAGCCUAGGGUACUAACUAAUUCUGUGUCACUCGCAAUGGUCAGAAAGGGAGAACACGAAGCCAUUAGGGUGGGCUGGCUGCUGGUCGACGACUUUGAACUCAGGCGCGUCAACGCUGGAUAUGCUGCGAUCAACGGUAAAUCGAGCAAUCAGCACUCGCUCAGCGCAUAUUCUAAGUCCAGUAAUGAGGAAUCAGGGCCCGAUAAUAUUUGGAGGAAGGAUGUGUGGAGCGGCGCGCGGAAGGCUCCCCUCGAGUUGUGUUCAGAAAAUUCUCGAGAUAUUGUGCACUCCCUUCGCGACCCUGACCUUAAAUUUAACACACACAAACUAGCUGGUUUAGAUAACUUUGAGGGCCUUUCUUCCGAGCAGGUUUCCUCCGGCACCUUCAACUGCUACAAGGUCGCAGUCAACGUUCCUAUUACAAAGUCUUCCAGGAGCGGAGACUACUUUCUAACUCAGAUAAUCAACUACGACUUGGCUGGGAACUCGCAGCUUCUCCAGUGGCCAGACAGGGCCGGACCCUUCGUUACUUACAGGAGCUCGAACCCGAACCCUGACAAUACGCCUCCGAAGGUGAACAGCAUCAGAGUCACGAGCAGGCCGACGCACCCUGAAUCACCGGACGGAGAAACUUUGGUUGAGAUUUCCUUUAAUUUGUGCGACUCCGGAAGCGGGAUUUCAUCUCUCUCCGCCACUUUGCGGGAUCCUUUUGGCGCGAACCUGCUCUUGUAUCCCAAGUGGACCGAACACAAGGGCUGCCAGCUCAUCAAGCACACGAAUGUUCUGCCCAAGGGCUCAGUUCCCGGAGUGUGGCACUUGAACAAGAUUUACUCCCAGGACUUUGCAGGCAACGAGCUGUCCGCCGACUUGACUGAACGAAUUUUGGUCGACCCCUCGAGCAACUAG